This is a messenger RNA of Hemiscyllium ocellatum (epaulette shark), 6225 nucleotides long. RefSeq names its product protocadherin-related 15b (gene pcdh15b). The record is from RefSeq and is a predicted model, not a curated record. Gene Ontology annotation, biological process: sensory perception of sound; homophilic cell-cell adhesion; inner ear development. Gene Ontology annotation, cellular component: stereocilium; desmosome; plasma membrane. NCBI's taxonomy places the organism in Eukaryota, Metazoa, Chordata, Chondrichthyes, Orectolobiformes, Hemiscylliidae. Gene Ontology annotation, molecular function: calcium ion binding. The transcript is spliced from 38 exons. The coding region runs from base 1 to 6225 and encodes 2074 amino acids.
AUGGCUCAAGAGGUGUUUAAGGGCUUUAGAGCUUUGACUACUGAAGAUUGGCAGUUUGACGAUUGCAAGUUGGCAAGAUCAGGUCCUCCAGCAACAAUUGUAGCAAUUGAUGAAGAAAGUCGAAAUGGAACACUUCUGGUGGACAACUUACAAAUUACAGGCCAUGCAGGCGGCUCAAAUCCUACUAUUGCUUUAUCGUUGAAAGGCAACAAUGACUAUUGGGUCCUUCUGGAUGCCGUCAAUCAGAGGCUGUAUUUGAACAGUACUGGCCGAGUUCUUGACCGAGAUCCUCCAUCAAAUAUCCAGUCCAUUGUUGUUGUACUCGAUUGCCUAAACCUGCGGGUUGGAAGUGUCAUCAAGCAUGAAGUGCGAAUUAUAGUUAGGGAUCGGAAUGACAACUCUCCGUCUUUUCAGCAAUCAAGAUACCACGUGGAAAUCAAUGAGUUAACGCCAGUUGGGACGACGGUCUUUACUGGCUUCUCAGGAAGAAAUGGAGCAACUGACAUAGAUGACGGUCCUAAUGGGCAGAUUGAAUAUGUUAUUCAAUAUAAUCCAAAUGAUCCCGAAUCCAGUCAGACAUUUGACAUCCCGCUCACCUUGUCAGGAGCUGUAGUUUUAAGGAGAAGGUUAAAUUAUGAAGAAAAAACACGUUACUAUGUCAUUGUUCAAGCCAACGAUCGAGCUCCAAAUCCAAACAAUAGAAGGACCAGCACAGCAACAUUGACAGUUGAUGUACUUGAUGGAGAUGAUCUUGGCCCAAAAUUCCUUCCAUGUGAACUGGUCAAUAAUACGAGGGAUUGUCGUCCUCUUACAUACAAGGCCAGUUUGCCUGAGCUUACGGAGCCAGCAAGGAUAAACCCAGUGAAUGUUACACCUCGAAUUCUAGCUGUUGACCAAGAUAUAAACAUUAAACCAACUGAUGAUCAACCAGGAAUUGUCUACAGUAUUCUUGUUGGUACUCCAGAGGAUUAUGCUAAGUACUUUUCCCUGAAUAAUAUCACUGCAGAGCUCUAUCUCCUAAGGCCAAUAAACAGGGAUUUUCAUCAGAAAUUUGAUUUGGUUAUUAAGGCAGAACAAGACAAUAGACACCCAUUGCCAGCUUUUGCCAAUUUGCACAUAGAGGUUCUAGAUGAAAAUAACCAAGCCCCUUACUUUGAACAAACUACCUACCAGGGCUUUAUCAUUGAAUCUGCACCAGUGGGAACAACCAUUUCAGACAGUCGAAAUUUAACAACGCCAUUAGGAAUUGUAGCCAUGGAUAAUGAUGUGGAGGAGACAAAAGACCCAAAGCUGCGAAUUUUGCUGAGCGACUUUGUUACAGCGUUUACUGUCACCCCUUUUGGUAUAACUCGCUAUCUGACUUUACAUGAGCCUGUUGACCGGGAACGUCAGCAAAAUUACACUUUUACGAUGACUGCUUCUGAUGGUGUUCAAGAAAGUACUUCAGUCACUGUCAAUGUCUUUGUGAUCGAUGCAAAUGACAACACUCCGAUUUUUCAAAACAUUUCUUACAAAGUGAAUGUUUACACUGACAUGAAGCCUGGAGAAUCUGUCAUACAGCUUACUGCAUCUGAUGCUGAUGAAGAGAAGAACGGACAAAUUAUUUAUGAAAUUGUGACUGGCGAUGAUGGUGACUUUGUAAUAAGUAACAGCAGUGGAUUGAUUACCAUUGCUCCUGGAGUUAGUUUAAAUGUUGGUCGGAUUUAUGCUCUUACUGUCAAAGCAACAGAUAAUGCCAGGCUGGCUGAAAGGAGAAGCUCAAUUACUACAGUCUAUAUUGAGGUUCUUCCUCCAAACAACCAGAGUCCUCCAAGGUUUCCACAAAUGCUGUACAACAUUGAAGUGAGUGAAGCUAUGAGAACAGGGGCAACGUUGCUGAAUUUGAGGGCAACAGACCGUGAGAAGGAUCCAAUCACCUAUCACAUUCAAAAUGGAGAUCCACAGCACGUUUUCAAAAUUAUUCAAAACAGCGGACUACUAGUCUUAGAAAAGUCUUUAGACAGAGAAAGUACGGAUCGAUACAUUCUUAUUGUCACAGCAUCUGAUGGCAAGCCUGAUUCGACUUCAACUACAACUGUCAAUAUUGUGGUUACUGACGUGAAUGACAAUGAUCCAAACUUUGACACCAUCCUUCUUAAGAACUUUACUGUAUUGGAAGAGGAAGCAAAUAUCUAUGUGGGCCAAGUCAGGGCUACGGAUCCAGAUGCUGGUGUCAAUGGACAAAUUCGAUACAGCUUGGCAAAUUUCCAUAACCUUUUCAGAAUCACAUCAAAUGGUAGCAUUUACACAAUGACUUCCUUGGACCGAGAAACAGAAGACAAGUACAAUCUCCUUGUGGAGGCUUCAGACGGAGCAGUGGAUCCUCGUCACUCAACCGUGACUGUACCAAUCAGGGUUCUCGAUGUUGAUGACAACAGCCCUGUUUUCUCGCAAUCAACCUAUGUAGUUUCUGUACCAGAAAACAAUGAAGCUGGAAUUAUUAUUCUGCAAUUACAGGCAACAGAUGCUGAUCUUGGUCCAAAUACAACUUACCGUAUAAGAACAGAUGAAGCUAGGAAAUUGUUUUCUGUCAACCAGUGGACAGGAGAAUUGUCAAUUUUAGAGACUGUGGAUUAUGAAUCUCUGUCUACUGCAGAUGCAAGCUAUACGUUUGUUGUCGAGGCACUGGAUAGGGGGGGAAGCAUGCCUCCAGGUUUAGCGACUGUGAUUGUCCAAGUAAAGGAUAUGAAUGACUACUCACCCGAAUUUAGCGAGCCUUCCUACAAAGGGCUGGUGGCACCAGAUGCUCUCAAAGGCAGCUUCAUCACUGUUGUCUCAGCAGAAGACAAGGACCCCCCUGGGAGUCCAGCAAGCAGAGUCAGAUAUAAAGUGGAUAUGACAGAAUUUCCCUACAGUGCAAGCAUAUUUGAAGUGGAGGAAGAGACAGGACGGGUACUUACCCGAGUGAAUCUCAAUGAGGAACCAAGUACAAUUUUCAAGCUGGCAAUUGUUGCAUAUGAUGAUGGAGAGCCAAUGAAGUUUAAUACAACAAUAGUGGAAAUUACAGUUCUGCAGCCAUCAGUCAUUCCACGUUUUACACAGGAAGAUUACAGGCCUCCACCUGUAAGUGAAAGUGCUCCAAUAGGAACUGUAGUUGUCACUGUAACUGCAGCUGCUAUCAAUCAAACAAUAGUGUAUUCAAUUAUAGCAGGAAAUGAUGCUGGUGUAUUUAGGAUCAACAAUCGUACAGGAGUCAUCACAACAAAUAAAACUUUGGAUUAUGAAUCUGUAAAAGAUUAUGAAAUUAGGAUCCAGGCAGAUUCAUUGUUGUUCUUCAAAUCAAACCUGAGGGUUCCUUCAAGAACGAACACAGCUAAGGUUUUUAUCGAGGUACAAGAUGAAAAUGACCAUGCUCCUGUUUUCACCAAGUCUCUCUACCUCGGUGGGGUAACUGAAGAUGCCAAGACGUUCACCACUGUGCUGCAAGUUGAGGUUGAAGAUCAGGAUAGUGGAAACUACAGCAUUUCUCAGUUCCGAUUAAUCAUACCACCCACAAAGGAUGGAAAGGAUGGAUUUGUAAUAGAAGAGUAUACUGGUGCAAUCAAGACAGCAAUUACAUUCAGAAACAUGAGACGGUCUUAUUAUAAGUUUGAAGUUAUUGCAACAGACAACUAUGGAACAGAAUUAAGCAGUAGUGCACAAGUUGUUGUGUCUGUCGUCAAUGAACUGGAUAUGCAAGUGAUUGUUUCCAAUGUCCCACCUACCCUGGUGGAACAGAACAAAGAUCAGUUGAUUGGAAUUCUUGAACGUUAUGUACAGGAUCAGAUUCCUGGAGCAAAGGUAGUAGUGGAAUCCAUCGGUCCUCGCAGACAUGGAGAUGGCUUUCAGGAAGAAGACUAUUCCAAGUCAGAUUUGAUGGUUUAUGCCAUUGACCCUUUGACAAACAGAGCAAUUUCAAGGAAUGAGCUCUUCAAAUUUCUAGAUGGCAAACUUCUAGAUAUAAAUAAAGACUUUCAGCCUUACUUGGGACAAGGAGGUCGUAUUCUGGAAAUUCGCACGCCGAGUGUGGUGGCAAAUGUACAGAAACAGGCACAAGCUGUGGGCUAUACAGAAGGUGCUCUGCUGGCUCUGGCUAUCAUUAUCAUCCUCUGCUGUUUACCUGCAAUUCUGAUUGUUAUGGUAACCUACAGACAAUUCAAGGAGCGACAGGCAGAGUGUGCAAAGACAGCGAGAAUCCAGAUGGCUUUGCCAGCAGGGAAAUCAACUAGUGGCCCUGCUACGAACCUCUAUGAAGAACUGGGGGACAACACCAUGAGGGGAUAUGGACAACAGGAGCAACAGCAAUUACUGAGGCCCUCGCUGCUUAGACCUGAGGAACUCUCCAUGGAGUCAGGAAUUGAUCCUGGCCAGGACUACUAUGCACAGGAUUACUACAAUUACGAACCUGGGUAUGAGGUCCCACAGUAUGGCAGUCGUCGAAGAUUAAUCUCACCCUCUGGAAUGUAUGAUGACUAUGGAGAGGUGGUCAUGGAAGAUGAUGGUGGCUAUUAUUACAGCCCACAGGGAUCAAAUGCAGAUGCAGAGGCUACGCAGCAAGGCAAAGGUCCUAUUAGAAAAGGCACAAAGCAGGAAGGAGGAGAUCAGGCUCAGGCAGGGACAUCAGGGGGUGAGGCAUUAAGUCCAAGUGGGGAUCCAGAGCAAGCAGGCACCAUGGGAGUUGCAAAGAAAAUGGCAGCAGCAAAGGUUCAAGGUGAAGAAGGAAAGAGGAAGCUGAAGAGUGUGGUGCAGAUUAGUAAAUUAUCAACAGAAUCCAGAAAAGGAGAGGCAGGCAGCGAGCAGCUUGUGGAGUCUUCCAUUUCAUGUCACUCUCGAUGGAAGAAGGCAAAAAUAUUUCCCAUGAUACUUCAGAAAGUCAAGGGUGGUGACAAGGAUUCUAGCUAUGCUAAACUUGUGUCAGCACGCCAUGUGGAAAGCCAAGAUAGUCUGGAAAAUGGCGAUUCAGGAAGUAUGGUCAUUAAUGGAAGCUAUUUUCAGAAGUCAACAGAAAAGCCAACAGAGAAAAAGAAAAUGGGCAAAAUGUUGAAAGGCAUCAAAAUCUCUAAACAGCUACAGCCCAGGCGUAAAUCAGAAAGCUCAAUCAGUAAGACGUCAGUUGCUGAAAGUGAACAAGAAGAUGAAUCUAAGACUCAGACAAGUAGCAUAUCUGAAAAGGAAGAAAAUAAAUCGAAAGUCUCAAUUAGUGUCACGGCAGAGAGCGAUGGGGAAAGGAGCGAUGCUUCUGAAGAAGAUAGUGAGCACCUUGAGAAGAAAAGUGAUUCUUCUAAAAGGACUAGAGAUGAUUUGUCAGUAAGUAGUCUUGAACAAUCAGAAAUUGAAGAUAAAGACUAUCUCAAAGUGACACUAGAUCAAGAUGAAACAACUGAAAGUACAGUGGACUCAGAUGAAGAAAAAGAUGAUGAAUCAGAUGCAACAGAAGAUGUCACAGAAUCUGAACCAGAGGAAGAAGACUUAGAUGAAGGUAAAGAGGAUGAAUCUGAUUUUGAUAAAGAAUCCAAAAGCGAAACCUCUGAAAAGCCUAGUUCUAAAAGUGGACAAACUUCACAGAGUGGAUUGACUGAUACACAAAGUCAAGAUUCAGUAUCAAAGACACCAUCUCAAACUGAAUCUGCAUCAUGUAGUUUUGCUGAAGUAUCAGAUGAAUCUGAUGAAGACACCGCUACUAGCAUGUCAACACAAGCAACAAGUUCUAAAACAGCAUCCCAAGGAAGCAAGGGUACAUCAGUAGCAACAGCAAGUAGUUUGAUGUCAGAUAGUGAGGUCAGUCAGAAAACAACAGACUUAAGCAGUUCUGAAGAAAAAUUAAGCUUGUCACCUCAAGAAAGUAUUAAAAGCAGUGGGACAUCUGCCAUAGGAAGAAGUAAGAGUAGUUCUCGUGAAAUGUUUUCAAUGAGAGGAACAAGUGUAAGUACAUCAGUAACACUCACCAGUGAAUCUGAGGAUAUCAUUGAGGAAGAAUCGGAUGAAGUCCAAGGUACUAUCUCUGAAGCAGAGAAUGAAGAUGUUGAAAGUAGGGAGAGUGAAGAUGAAGCUAGUUGUGUGACUGGUGGGCCAACAUCCGGGUCAACAGUCAGUCAACAAAAUACUUCUGAAAGUAUUAGUCGAAGUAUCAGCGCUUACAGUCAGGUGGCAGAUGACCAGAAUGAGACAAUGAAACAGUCAAUGCAUCUAGUGGGAGUGAAAGUUUAA